Molecule: messenger RNA, 1116 nt
Organism: Thyridium curvatum
Lineage: Eukaryota; Fungi; Ascomycota; Sordariomycetes; Thyridiales; Thyridiaceae
Exons: 4
Coding region: 1-1116 (371 amino acids)
Biological process (GO): mRNA catabolic process; negative regulation of translation
Cellular component (GO): CCR4-NOT core complex; CCR4-NOT complex; P-body
Source: RefSeq, a predicted model, not a curated record
AUGAUGCAGAAUCCACACAUGUAUAGCCACCACCAGUACAACCCGUCGCCGGCGGACACGCCGGCGGCAUGGAUGCACCCUCAGGCGGCUCAACACCACAACCCCCACGCUGCCCAGCAACAAGCUGCUGCCGCCGCGGCUGCCGCUUCGGCGGCCCAGCAGCAACACUACAACCGUAUUGCCAGUGCGCACAAUGCUGCUGCCGGCGGCGCCGCCGGCCAGCAGCAGCCACAGCAGGCCGACGGGGCCGACUCGAGCUCGGCUGUGUCCGAGGACAAUCGGCGUACGCUGGCCUUCAUCGCAGAUCUGCUGAACGAGAGCACACGGGAGGCUGCGCUCUUGGAACUUAGUAAGAAGAGGGAGCAGGUGCCGGAGCUCGCGUUGAUACUGUGGCACUCGUUCGGUGUUAUGACAUCGCUCCUCCAGGAGAUCAUCUCCGUCUACACGCUGCUCAACCCGUCGCAGCUCACCGCUGCUGCCUCGAACCGGGUCUGCAACGCGCUUGCUCUGCUGCAGUGCGUUGCUUCCCACAACGAGACCCGCACUCUCUUCCUGAACGCCCACAUUCCGCUCUUCCUCUAUCCGUUCCUCAACACCACUUCCAAAUCGAGACCAUUCGAAUACCUCCGUCUAACCUCUCUCGGUGUGAUCGGCGCACUCGUGAAGAAUGAUUCUUCGGAAGUUAUCAACUUCCUCCUGACCACCGAGAUCAUCCCCCUCUGCCUGCGCAUCAUGGAGACCGGGUCUGAGCUCAGCAAGACGGUCGCUAUCUUCAUCGUCCAGAAGAUUCUCCUUGACGACAACGGACUCAACUACAUUUGCGCUACGUACGAGCGGUUCUACGCGGUUGGCACCGUCCUCAGCAACAUGGUGGGCCAGCUCGUCGAGCAGCAGACUGCGCGUCUGCUCAAGCACGUCGUCCGCUGCUUUCUUCGCCUGAGUGACAACGCACGUGCCCGUGAGGCACUUAGGCAAUGCCUUCCGGAGCCUCUCCGCGACGCCACUUUCUCGUCCGUUCUCAGGGAUGACGCUGCAACUAAGCGUUGCCUCGCUCAACUUCUGAUCAACCUCUCCGAUAACAUCGUCGAGCAGGGCACUGGCCACCCCAACAUGUAG